This is a messenger RNA of Gadus macrocephalus (Pacific cod), 3347 nucleotides long. RefSeq lists its product as uncharacterized. Gene Ontology annotation, biological process: DNA recombination; DNA integration. Gene Ontology annotation, molecular function: DNA binding. The transcript is spliced from 4 exons. The record is from RefSeq and is a predicted model, not a curated record. NCBI's taxonomy places the organism in Eukaryota, Metazoa, Chordata, Actinopteri, Gadiformes, Gadidae. The coding region runs from base 2760 to 3341 and encodes 193 amino acids.
UUCAGCUUUCUUUGACAACAAAAGGAUAGCUCGAUGUCAGGAACCUUGACCCUAGAUGUGUUCAGUCGUCAGGUCCUCAUUUUGUACUUAGUCUGUGCAAGGCUUAAAUGUGUUUCAGAUGACGUCCCAACAUGGUAUGACCCAACAAGAGUAGAGUGUGUGUGUGUUACGAGGUCCUCAUAUUGUUGGGUAGCAGAUAUUUUAGUUUUAACUAUUUCUAUAGAUCCUUACAUAAAAACGCCCAGAUCCACGUUUGAAUUAUUUUCCUUGCAACUGUGGUCCCUACAUGCAUAGUCAAUGCAGCAAAGUAUAAUAUAUCCUAAUUCCACGUUUAAGUCCUGUGUUUAUACAAAAUAAUAUUUAUUGUUCAUCAUUUCAUUCAAGGCAAGCAAGUCCUCUGGAACUGUCCCCUUCCACCAGUGUCCUACUGCAGAGCAGGUAAGAACGCUGCAUUCUGGUCAUAAGUUCAAAUAGUUCAUAUUUUCACACCUUGGGGUAAUUAUGAUGUGAGGAAACAUUCUAGAGUUUCAAGUAAGUAUUUUCCUUUUGAUUUGUAAAGCUUAGAAAAAUCUGCCGUCUAAAAAAUCUGAAGCGCCAUCAUGGUCGUUGUGAAGAUCGUUACCAGGAGGCUCAAAAAGAGAUAGCCAAGAGAUCUUUGAUUCAGGUCACCAGAAUUAAUUAUUCGACCUCCACUGACUUAUUUGAGGAAUCUUCGGAUGCUACGGACUUUGAUGAUGCUGACUAUGUUCCAGCCUCAUGUGGCAAUUCCUCGGAUGCUUCAAUUAUAAGUACUGCUAGUCAAGAACUCAAAAUCAUGAAGGGGGAUGGUGCCACCAGUUCAGAGGUACCUAGAACAUUGAGUUCUUCAAAGAUGAGCAGCAAUCAUUGUGCUUCAGUGAUAAGCUGCAGUGCCAAUUCAUUAAAGAAACCAUCACAGCAGAAAAGCUCCAUAAAUGUCACACCAUUGCCAAUAAAAGCAAAAGGAAGCAAGUACAACAAGAAGCAAUUUUGUCUUUAUUGUAAAAAGGCCAUUUCUAAAUUGGCAAGACAUCUUGAAUCCGUGCACAGUGAAGAGCCUGAUGUUGCAAUGGCUUUCAGUUUUGAUAAAAGAUCCCGCAAAAGAAGCGAGUUGUUACGCUCUAUUAAGAAGAGAGGAAACUUUGACCAUAAUGCUGAAGUGGCAAGCUGUGGCACUGGAGAGAUGGUUGCUUGUAGAAGACCCAGUACUGCAAAACAAUCUGAUGACUUCCGUCACUGCAAAUUUUGCGAAGGACUGUAUGCAAGAAACUCUUUAUGGAGACAUGUGAGAAACUGCCCGAAAAAGACUGUUGAGGAAGAGCCUCAAGUUGGCCGAAAAAGGAUUCAAAUGCACUUACCAAGACCUGACUCAGUUAAGGAAACUGUUUGGAAGAUUGCUUGUGAAAUGAACCAGGAUGACGUUUCUUCGGUUGUAAGGAGUGAAACUGUGAUCCUUUGUAUCGGCGAGUCACUGUUCAAUUCCAGGAAACCGUAUGAAAGAAGGAAUGACUACAUACGCCAAAAAAUGAGAGAGAUGGCAAGACUAUUGAUAACGGCAAGAGCUAUAACACCUUUGAAGAGCACCGAAGACCUUGUUAUGCCUUGUAACUUUCCGCAUGUGAUACAGGCAGUUAGAUCUGUUGCUGGUUAUGAUGUCGAAAGCAACUCAUAUAAAAUCCCAUCAUUGGCUUUGAAAUUGGGACACAGUUUAGCCAAAGUUGCAGGCAUUGUGCAAUGCAAUGCCAUCAUUGCAAAUCGCCCUGCCGUUGCGGAGUCUGCAAAGCAAUUUGCCACUCUACAUCAGAAAAAGUGGACAGAGUCCAUUUCUGCUGCCGCAUUGGGAACACUUCAACAAGCCAAAUGGAAUAAACCACAGGUUUUACCCUUUACAGAGGAUGUGUCGGUGCUGCACAAGUUUCUUGCUGCUGAGCGUGUUAAGCGCAUGAAGGACCUUGAGGAAGAACCCAACAGCAAAAGCUUUGGAAAUCUUGCUAAAGUGACUUUGACGCAGGUAGUACUAUUUAACAGAAGGCGGGAAGGUGAAGUUUCAAAAAUGGAGCUUCAGACUUUCACAUCCAGGGAUCGUACAGAGCUGAAUCCAGACAUUGUGAGGGGCCUUACCGACUUCGAGAAGAAGCUUGCAGAGCACUUUGAGAGAGUUGAGAUUCGUGGUAAAAGGUCAAGAAAGGUUCCAGUGCUUCUAACCCCCGACAUGAUCGCUGCUAUGGACCUCCUAAUGAAAAGCAGGAAAGAGUGUCAAGUCCACAAAGAAAAUGUGUACAUGUUUGCACGGCCAGGUGUCCUUUCCCAUUACAGAGGCUCUGACUGCUUUCGUAAGUAUGCAAAGCAAUGUGGUGCAAAGAACCCAGAGGCUCUCACCUCAACAAGAUUGCGGAAACAAGUGGCCACUUUGUCCACACUACUAAAUCUCAAAGAAAAUGAAAUGGAUCAACUUGCCACCUUUCUAGGACACGACAUCCGUGUCCAUAGAGAAUUCUAUCGGCUUCCAGAGAGUACCCUUCAGCUCGCAAAAGUCAGCAAACUCCUGAUAUCACUCGAAAAAGGAAGACUGCCUUACCUGCAGGGGAAAGGGCUGGAUGACAUUGAGGUCAAUCCUGAAGGUAACAUUUUAUUUGAAAUAUAGUUUUUAACCACUUCAAAUAUAACUAUUAUAAGUGUUCUUAGUCCUUAAUUUAAAUGAUUUGCCUGAACUGUUUUUUACCCAACCAGAUGAAGUAGAAAUGAGUGAUGAUUCCAGCGAAGAAAACGUUGCUGACCUACAUCAAUGCAAAGGCUCAAUAACUGAGACUGCUAGCGACCAGACACUUCUGAGGCACACUCCUGAGUCAACCAGCCUGGACAACAUGGAGGGCAUUUCCGAGUCAACCACCCUGGACAACAUGGAGGGUACUUCCGAGUCAACCACCCUGGACAAUAUGGAGGGCACAUCUGAGUCAAUCACCCUGGACAACAUGGAGGCCACUUCCGAGUCAACCAGCCUGGACAACAUGGAGGGCACUCCUGAAUCAACCACCUUGGAUGACGUAAACAUGAGUCACAAAAUAGUCACAUCCCAAGCUUCUUCAAAGGGCUCCAAAAGAAAGCAAGCUGUGAAGGUGAGAAGCAAGUGGACCGGUGAGGAAGUGAAGGCUGUUGAGCGCCAUUUGCUUAACUUCAUUACAAGCUGCAGAAUACCUGGCAAAAAGGACUGUGACUCCUGCCUCCAGGCAGAGCCAGUAGCUCUGAAAGACCGAGACUGGGUUGCCAUCAAGUACUACGUACACAACAGAAACGUAGCAUUAAAAAGGAAGAUGACUAGGUAGAUCCAU